GGCCACAGAAUUGUUACUCACGGACAGACACAGAAUUGUUACUUGAGGGACACAGAAUUGUUACUGAGGGCCACAGAAUUGUUACUUAGGGCCACAGAAACGUUAAUCAGGGACAGACACAGAAUUGUUACUGAGGGACACAGAAUUGUUACUCAGGGACACAGAAUUGUUACUGAGGGCCACAGAACUGUUACUUAGGGCCACAGAAUUGUUACUCAGGACAGACACAGAAUUG
Messenger RNA from Staurois parvus, 235 nucleotides. The record is from the annotation of a GenBank genome assembly. Lineage: Eukaryota; Metazoa; Chordata; Amphibia; Anura; Ranidae.